Verticillium alfalfae VaMs.102 is the source of this 2529-nucleotide messenger RNA. RefSeq names its product K(+)/H(+) antiporter 1. Gene Ontology annotation, molecular function: antiporter activity. Gene Ontology annotation, biological process: proton transmembrane transport. The transcript is spliced from 4 exons. The coding region runs from base 1 to 2529 and encodes 842 amino acids. The record is from RefSeq and is a predicted model, not a curated record. Gene Ontology annotation, cellular component: membrane. Lineage: Eukaryota; Fungi; Ascomycota; Sordariomycetes; Glomerellales; Plectosphaerellaceae.
AUGUCGGACGACGGCAACAGAGCGCCUCCCCAGGGCGGCGUCAUUGAGGGCGCCAAUCCCUCCGAGUACAACCCCAAUGAUCCCAUUGUCAUCUUCAUCAUCCAGGCCGGCAUGAUCCUCAUCGUCUGCCACGCCCUCCACUGGCCCCUCGCCAAAAUCCGCCAGCCUCGCGUCAUCGCAGAAGUCAUAGGCGGUAUCGUCUUGGGCCCUUCCGUCAUGGGUCGUAUACCGGGCUUCCGCGAUGCCAUCUUUCCCUCCGAAUCCAUUCCGAACCUCACACUGAUCGCCAACGUCGGUCUCGUGCUGUAUCUCUUCAUCAUCGGCAUGGAGACGGACGUCGGUUUCCUGCUGAGCAACUGGCGCAUCGCCACCUCCGUCUCCGUUGCUGGUCUCGCCUUUCCCUUCGGCAUGGGAUGUGCCUUGGCGUGGGGCAUCUACAACCAGUUCUCGGACGAUCCCGGUAUCCUGCACAUCGACUUCCCCAUUUACAUGCUGUUCGUUGGUGUUGCCAUUGCCAUCACGGUGCGUCUUGCGCCCCGCUCUUUGCCACCCCUUCUGCGCCCCGAGUCCGCAGUGCUGAUCAUAGGCUCCCAGGCUUUCCCUGUGCUCUGCCGUAUCUUGACCGAGCUCAAGCUCCUCGACACGUCCGUUGGUGUCAUUACGCUUGCGGCUGGUGUCGCAAACGAUGUCGUUGGCUGGAUCCUGCUCGCCCUCUGCGUCGCCCUCGCCAACGCCGGCAGUGGUCUCACGGCCGUAUGGAUUCUGCUGUCUUGCGCCGGCUUCAUGCUCUUCCUCAUGUACGCUGUCAAGCCAGCCCUCCUGUGGCUCCUACGCAGGACCGGCAAUAUUGAGGAUGGACCCUCGCAGAGCAUGAUCUCCCUGAUUCUGCUCAUUGCCCUCGCCUCGGCAUUCUUCACGGCUAUCAUCGGCGUACACGCCAUUUUCGGCGGUUUCAUGGUCGGCCUGAUCUUGCCCCGUGAGAACAGCUUCAACAUCAAGGUCACCGAAAAGCUCGAGGAUCUGAUUGGCGCCAUCUUCCUGCCGCUCUACUUCACCCUGUCUGGUCUCAAGACGGACAUUGGUCUCCUCGACAGCGGCAUCGCCUGGGGCUACGUCGCCGCCGUCACCUUGACGGCCUUCUUCGCCAAGGUCAUGAGUGCUACCGUCGCUGCCCGCCUCAACGGCCUCGUGUGGCGCGAGUCGUUCACUAUUGGUGCCCUCAUGAGCUGCAAGGGCCUUGUCGAGCUCAUCGUCUUGAACAUUGGUCUGCAGGCUAGGAUUCUCAGUACCAGGACAUUCACCAUUUUCGUCGUCAUGGCCCUGCUCACGACCUUUGCGACGACGCCCAUCGUCUCCUUCCUCUACCCGCCUUCGUAUCAGAAGAAGCUCGCCGCGUGGAAGCGUGGCGAGAUUGACUGGGACACAGGCGCGCCUCUGGGUUCGGCUGCAUCAGGCUCGGACAGCGCCGCGGUCAAGCCGGCGACGACGCGUGUCCGCCGCGUGCUCGUCUAUCUUCGCCUGGACAACAUGCCUUCCAUGCUCAACCUCGUGUCUCUCUUUGGCAAGCCCGCGCCCCUCGGCCAGCAGACGGCAGCUGAUGAGAAGACGGUGGCCUCGUCCGAGGCACAUGCCAUCCAGCCAGCUGUCAAGGCCCACGGUCUACGUCUCAUGGCUCUGACGGAUCGUGACUCCUCUGUCAUGACUGUCUCGCAGGUCUAUGAGUACAGCCGUAAUGACUCUGUCGUCAACAUUUUCCGCACUGUCGGCCAAUUCCUCAAGAUUGCCGUCUCCGGUGAGGUGGCCGUCAUGCCCGAGACUCGAUUCACAGAAGCUCUGCUCGCCAAGUCGUCCGACAUUUCGUCCGACCUCCUGCUGGUGCCCUGGAGCGAGACGGGCAGCUUGACCGACUCGCAAUUUGCCACGUCGGAGAGCAAGCUGACAUCAACUACGUACAUCAACUUUGUCAAGUCGAUAUUCGCGUCGACGCAACACAAUAUUGCCAUUUUCUUCCCUCAAGGCAACAGCACGCAGCCUACAGCCGAGCCAAAGCAGGAGCGCUCCAAGCUUAUGCGAGCCUACUCAUUCAGUGACCUCCACGACGACAUACCCGCCAUUCCCGUCACCAACCGGUCUCACCACAUUUUCUUCCCCUACCUUGGAGGCCACGAUGACGACUUUGCCCUGAUGCUUGUUCUUCAACUCUGCGAGAAGCAGGAUGCCACCGCCACGAUCAUUCAUGUCUCUGCCGACUCGGCGCAUGCCAGCGAUGACGACGUGCCGUCGUUCAUCUCGACCAAUGCCGACAGGUCGGUCGCAGCACGCAUCACGUACGAGGCUGUGACGGCAGCGAACCCUGCCGAGGUGGUGCUCAGCCGCGCGAAGGAGGAAAUUCGUGUCGAUACCAAGGAAGUGACUUGGCAGAACCUGGUUGUCCUCGGCCGCCGCGCCGAGAAGUACGUCGGCGACGAGGUCAAGGACUGCCUCGGGCGCUGCCGCGGCGAACUUGAUCGCCAAGAAUAUCAAGGCUGA